This is a messenger RNA of Anopheles coustani, 1880 nucleotides long. RefSeq names its product transferrin. The transcript has 2 exons. Gene Ontology annotation, biological process: iron ion transport. NCBI's taxonomy places the organism in Eukaryota, Metazoa, Arthropoda, Insecta, Diptera, Culicidae. The coding region runs from base 47 to 1711 and encodes 554 amino acids. The record is from RefSeq and is a predicted model, not a curated record. Gene Ontology annotation, cellular component: plasma membrane; extracellular region; early endosome.
GUCCCGCCGUCGAAAAGGUUCUGAUUGAGAGGUUUCAGGGUGUACGAUGAAAGUAGUACUGGCAGGUCGGGGGCUGUUGUUGGCCCUGGCGCUUGUAGCCGGUGCCUUCGGAGCUCCAUCGGCGGAGAAGGAUGGAGCGACGGUUCGCUGGUGCGUUCCGGAGCAGCUUCAAGCCAACUGCAGCCGAUUGACGAGUGCGGCCGGUGUGGGGAUCGAGUGCGUUAGCGGACUGGAUCGCACCGAAUGCCUGCGGUUGGUACGCAAUCGGCAGGCGGACUUUGUGAUGGCCGAUCCGGAAGACCUGUACGUCGCGAUGAAGAUGGAGAACCAGGACUUUGCGGUGUUUGCGGAGCAACGCACGACCGAAGAACCGGCGUCGCCGUUCCGCUACGAGGGAAUUAUGCUCGUGCGCGCGGCGGACGGUUUCCGCAGCCUGGAGGACCUGCGCGGCAAAAAGUCCUGCCACACCGGGUUCGGGCGCAACGUUGGCUACAAGAUUCCGGUGGCGCGGUUGCAGCGUGCCGGUUUGCUGAAGCUGCCGGUGGCCGACGGUGCGCUGUCGACGGUGGAGCGCGAGCUGACCGCGCUGUCGGAAUUCUUCAAUGCGGCCUGCCUGCCCGGACCCUACUCACCCCAUGCCGACAACGAUGUGCUGCUGAAGCACCGGUUCGCGAACCUCUGCGAGCGCUGCGAUGCGCCGGCCCAGUGCGACAAGCAGGACAGGUACGCCGGCUACGAGGGUGCCAUUCGCUGUCUGGUAGAGAACAGCGGUGACGUGGCGUUCACCAAGACGAUCUUCGUGCGCAAGUACUUUGGGCUCCCGGUGACCCCGGGUGGAACGGCGCAACCUGCCCGCAAUCCGGCCGCCCGACCGGAGGACUAUGUUUACCUGUGCGAGGACGGCACGACACGCCCGAUCGCGGACGGUACGGCACCCUGCUCCUGGGCCCAGCGUCCCUGGCCGGUUCUGCUCACCAACGGGGACUACAGUGGGACUCGCUCCCAACGGCUGCAGGAUGCCACUCAGCAGCUCGAUCGCUUCUAUAACGGCCCGCAAUCGACGGCGCCCGAGGCCGACCGGUCGGCAGUCGUAGCGCUCGGUAUCAAGGCGACCAAUCCGCUCGUCAACCGGAAGGAACUGAUGGCGCCCGGUGACUAUCUGCGGAAGGCAAACUACGUGGAGGUGAUCGAACGCGAGGGACCGUACGGCAGCGCGGUACGGCUGUGCGUUACCAGCGAGCCCGAGCGCCAGAAGUGCGAGGUGUUGCGACGCGUGGCGUACUCCCGGGACGUCCGGCCGGCCCUCCAGUGCGUGCUGAAAACCGAAGAGGCGUGCGUUGAAGCUGUCCGCAGCGGCAAGGAGGCGGACGUGGUGGUGCUGAACAAGUACUCUUCGCAGCUGAAGGCGGUCGUCACGGAGGUAUACGCCGACGGUGCGGCGAAAACAAACGGAGCAAAGAAUGGCGAUGCAAGCACCGGAGCAACCGUCUACGUGCGACCGGAAAUGGACGAAGCGGAACAGGACAGCAUUGUGCACGCGUUCAUCGCGCUGUCCGAAACGUUCGGGGCUGGCAAGCCGAAUGCGCUGGUGUUCCGGCUGUUCGGUUCGUUCCGGGUGGAAGGCCAGGCCGACCCGAUCAGUAACCUGAUGUUCCACGACAACGCAGCCAAGCUGGCGGCACUAAACAAGAAUUCGUUGGCGGACAAUUAGUGGCAAGCAUUGCCGACAAAGGACAGAUAUGCCAGGUGAUUUCGGCUGGUGGUGGGUUUGCUUUGGCUACUGACAAAUAAAUAAUCUCCUUAACAACUUCAUAAGUGAUCGGUGGUUGGUUGGCUAUCCGCAGAUAGUCUGGUGAUGGGUGGAGCACGAACCAAGCUCG